UUCAUGAAUCAUAGCACACCUUACUGUCUUGGAGAGAAGAAGGCAAUCAAAAUGGUUUGGAAUGCGAAAGUCUUCUUUGGCCUUGUCUGUUUUUUCGGCUAUCUCUUAUUUUUCACUUACGCAGUAAAUGAUAACGAUGAAGAGCUUCGUUCUACACGGAGUUUGAGAUAUCGUGUUCCCCAAAGGAGAUUUGGUUACAGAGGUUUGAGAUAUCCUUCUUCCCGAUGGAGAUAUGGUUACCGACGUUUGAGAUAUCCUUCUUCCCGACGGAGAUAUGUUUACCGACGUUUGAGAUAUCCUUCUUCCCGACGGAGAUAUGUUUACCGACGUUUGAGAUAUCUUUCUUCCCGACGGAGAUAUAUUUACCGACGUUUGAGAUAUCUUUCUUCCCGACGGAGAUAUGUUUACCGACGUUUGAGAUAUCCUUCUUCCACAUCUACAAUUCGUAGGUCUAUUUUUCGUCGUCGUAGAUCUGCACGUCCACCAACUCAACGUCCACCAACUCAACCUCCACCACGACAGCGUACUCCUUACUUCAUCGUAUCUUCCGGUUUGAGGACAGGUCCGCUGGGUCGCGUUUGCAAUCGUCGUAAUGAUGCGAUUUAUAGACUUUCUAAAAGGAACAAAUUCAUCAGUAUUGAUAGCAAUACUGGAGUAGUGAAUUGGAUAGGAACUCGUUUGGUAAAGAAAUGUAUCCUUAUUUCAAGCACCGUCAUUCAAGUACCCCGAUACGGGAGACGUUCGAAAUUUCCUUUUAAGGUAAUUAUAUUGCCGAUAUACGAAGGUGACAGUGAACUCGUAAAUUAUAAACCAAAAAAAUCAAAAAAUAUCAAGAAAUAUCAGGUUAGUGCUACUCCAAAAGGAUUACAUCGAUUUUUACUACGAUUAGCAAAAAUAUUUUCAAAAUCGGGAGUAAAAGAAGCUGAGGCAUCCAUCAAAUUAGAAGAAGCUCUUUAUGAGGCUCGAGAGAAUGUUGUAAAAAAUACUAAGAAGGCUUUUAGACGAAAACUUAGAAAAGCCUACCUUAAGGGUGUCUUCCUUCCAUAUAAUGUCUUGUUUUCUGAACUCAAGUUAAAAACGCUUCACUAUAAAUUCGGUUGUACAAACUUAAAUGAAUUAUUACCGCCGAGUAGAAAGCAGUGUAUUUCAUUUAAAUUUCGAACAAUUAAUGGCACAUGCAACAAUAUUUUGAAUCCAAGAUUUGGCUCUGCCUCUAUCCCAUUCCGAAGACUGGUACCUGUCAAAUAUCAUGACGUCCAUGGUAUAAAUGAUCCUAUUGGCUUUCCAAAUCAACCUUUUGCACCUCAACUCCCUUUAGCAUUAGAAGUUGCAGAAAAAUUUAUCAUUGGUCAAUUAAGACAACCAAUUAAACGGAAUUUGAUUUCUCAUGCUGUGAUGCAGUUUGGACAAUUUCUUGAUCAUGAUAUUACAUUUACAGCUGAAAGUGAAGAUGGUGAAAAAUGUUUAGAGGAGAAAGGGGGAUUUGAGAAAAAUGCGACAGCUCCCCCUUGUUUCCCUCUUUUGGAUCGAGCAAAAACCAGGUGCAUAAAUUUCACUCGCUCAAGUUCUGUUUGUCUUGCUAAUGAGUUUGGAAGGAUAAAAAAACGCGAACAAGUGAACACGCUUACUGCGUUUGUUGAUGGUUCACAAGUCUACGGCUCUAAUGAUGAACUUGCCAAAAGACUAAGAAGUUCUAACGGUUUUCUUAAUGUUACAAUUACCAAAACUCAUGGUGAUCUUCUUCCACUGGCUAAUUCUUCUGACCUUGAGCGACUGGAACGUUUUUGUAUUGGUUUUGGCGGAUGUUUUCUUGCUGGCGAUGGUCGAACUAAUGAGCAUCCGAACUUAUUAUCUAUGCACGCGAUAUUUGUUCGCGAACACAACAGAAUAGUAAAAGAGUUUGGCCAUAUCAAUACACAUUGGGAUGGAGAAAGAAAGUAUCAAGAAGCAAGGAAAAUUGUUGGAGCAAUUUUACAAAAAAUUACAUAUGAAGAUUUUCUUCCUCUGAUUUUAGGUCCAAACUCGCUUAAACCAUACAAUUCUUAUCAACCUAAUGUUAAUCCAGGAAUCUUUAAUUCUUUUGCUACAGCUGCCUUUAGAUUUGGUCACAGCCUUGUAAGACCUACCUUUGAUAUACUCAACAAAAACUUUGAGCCAAUAGCUGAUCCUUUGCCUUUAAGAUUAGCAUUUUUUAAUAACACCUUGAUAAAAAAACUAGGAAUUGAACCAUUUCUGCUCGGACUUCUUGCCAAUAGCUCAGAGAAAUUUGAUCGUAAACUUGCUAAGGAUCUCUUGGAUGAAUUAUUUCAACGUCCAAACUCUCCUGGAUUGAAUUUAGCCGCGUUGAACAUCCAACGAGGACGGGAUCAUGGACUUCCUGGAUACAACAGCUUUAGAGUCGCUUGUGGCCUUAAAAGUGCUUCAACAUUCUAUGACACUUGCAAUGAAAUUAAGAACUUUAGAACGAGAUCAAUUUUGAAAAAACUGUACAACGAUGAUCCAGCGAGAGCAGAUUUAUGGGUAUCGUUGCUAGCGGAAGAUCCAGUGAGAGAUGGUGUUGUUGGACCAACGGCAAAAUGUAUCAUCCAAAAACAAAUGGAAGCUCUUAGAGAUGGUGAUAGAUUCUUUUAUCUUAACAAAUUUGUUUUUUCUUCAAAACAAUUGCGAGAAAUUACAAAGUCUUCGUUAUCUCGAGUUUACUGUGACAACCUUAAGACUAUCGUUUCCAUUCAACGAAACGCUUUCUUGACUACACAACAACGAAUAACGUGCGAACGAAUUCCUAAACUUAACCUCAACAUGUGGAAAGAUUCCAAACAAAAACUUGCUGGAUAAUCUUUAUACACGGUGAAGGGAAUUUUCAUUGAACAUAUACUUGAGUUAGAAUUAGUUUUUGUAAUUUGAAUAUUUAACCAUCAUAAUAAGACAGUUAAUUUUUUUGAUAAACCGUACUUUUACACUCAUAUAUCCUUAUAGCUCACAAUAAUGAUAGUUCUAUAGUUUCGUAUAUUUGUAUUUUUGUAAACACAACACAAAACAACUUAGCUACAUAUUUAGAUAUUUCUAAGGUAUAACAAGAACAACUAUAAAAAACUCUCAUUAACUAUUUAAUUACAUGCAUGUAAUUGAAAUGUUUCUAUUCCAAUAUCAUUGCACAAUGAAGCAACAUAUCUAAAUGAAAAA
This is a messenger RNA of Xenia sp. Carnegie-2017, 3183 nucleotides long. Its product is annotated as eosinophil peroxidase-like. Bases 4 to 2835 code for a protein of 943 amino acids. The transcript has 6 exons. Gene Ontology annotation, biological process: response to oxidative stress. Lineage: Eukaryota; Metazoa; Cnidaria; Anthozoa; Malacalcyonacea; Xeniidae. Gene Ontology annotation, molecular function: peroxidase activity; heme binding. The record is from RefSeq and is a predicted model, not a curated record.